Molecule: messenger RNA, 764 nt
Organism: Triticum aestivum (bread wheat)
Lineage: Eukaryota; Viridiplantae; Streptophyta; Magnoliopsida; Poales; Poaceae
Exons: 4
Coding region: 122-484 (120 amino acids)
Source: RefSeq, a predicted model, not a curated record
CACUAACUUAUUCUUCUACACCCCGCAAAAAAAAAAAAAAACUUACUCUUCUGCUCUGUCUUGCGUGUUUUCCCCUCGCCCGGCGCUCUUGGCGCAAACCCUUGGGAGGCAGAGUCCAGCCAUGGCGUGCGCGCUGCUGCCUGCAGGUGUGGCCGCGGUCCUACCGUCUCCUCGCCGGAGCGCCGCCGCCUCGAAGGGACAGCGGAGUCAAGUUGCGUGCACGAACCAGCUUCACUGGAAGCAGCCUUUAAGUGAGCUCCACAGACCCAGGAGCCUUGUUGGCUGCUGCACAUGUUCAGGUUCGUCGACAGGAGCAGCUAUGUCAAGAUCUGUAGAUGCUGUAAGUUUUCAUGCCGAUGUAUCUCUGAGAGACCCUGUGGAUGCAGUUCUAGGUGCGCAGAUAGUUAUCUCUGGCUACUGGAUUGGUCCCGAGGUGGAAGAUGGUUGUGGUCACGUUCAUGCCAUUCUGCAAAGAAUUGGCUGAUGAUGUGUCAUGGUUAACAAGAUGCAGGCAUUGUUUGGUGCUGGUGCCAUUGAGAUUGAUGGUGACGAUGUUGUUACUCCAAAAGGUCGCAAGAUUAUCGUAUAAUGGCAAGACGAGCUGGAUCAUGCAACUUGUGCUUUGCUUGCUGGCUGGCGAGUGAACUAGUGCUGAAAUUGAUGCCAAUUACUCCUUGUUUAUGUGUUUUCGCCAACUGUGGACUUCAAUGCAAUGGAAUCUUUCAACGAAAGUAACAUGGUGAAGAUGACUUUCUUGUGUUGCC